AAGUAGCUAGUCAGACGAUUCGCAGUAGUAGGGCUUCCCCUCAGCAGCAGUCAGUACGCUCCAUUGAUCCAGAGCUACACCCCUUUUGGUCUGCUAUUCGGUUACGUACAUAUAUGGGACCAGGUAGCCAGUCAGACGAUUCGCAGCAGUAGGGCCUCCCCUCAGCAGCAGUUAGUACGCUCAAUUGAUCCGGAGCUACACCCCUUUUGGUCUGCUAUUCGGUUACGUACAUAUAUGGGUACGGCAGGGCCUUGUCCUGUCAUUUCUACAGUUUGUACUCCAUAGAGGUCGGGAGACAGUGAUAUGUAGUCGUGAUAUUAUGCAGUCUCGUCGGCGUUUAUUUUGUUGUACAGUAUAUAGUUAUGGCGGCCAAAUCGGCUCACGCUGUUAUUCUCAGUGUUUAUGUUUAUAGGUAUACGUUGGCCGUGAGUUCCAGGUACGGUGUCUCUUAUGACGAUUGUUCGGGAGACAGUGUAGCACAGUUACAGAUUUUAUAUGGGCCCAUGAUAGUCAGUGAGAAGUAAGCGCAAGCACAGGAGUGCUUGGCUACUGGCUGACCAAGCAUCAGAUUUAUCUUACCAAACUCAUUUCCCAGCCUUACCUCCAACGAAAAUACCCGCUUCUUCUUCUUCCUCACCUUUUCUCCCCACAAACCCUACUUCUACUUUUGCUCAAACUUUUCUGCAUGCUACUGAUUCAACGUCAAAUAUGCAAUGUGAUCCUAUUCCCCAAAAGCAAGUAAUGUAUGUUGAUGGUAUCCCGUACGUGAAAUGGGUGUCGAAAGAAGUUACACGAAUGGAAUUGAUAGAAAACUGGCAAUAUGCCAUUGUAGGCAAGUUUUCAUAUGGUUGGCCUGAGUUAGAAGAAUUCAGAACCAUUGUUCCUACGCAAUGUGGUGUGAAGGGUAAGUGUACAGUAGGGUUUUUUAGAAAUCGACAUGUUUUGAUUCGAUGUACGUUAAUGGAGGAUUUCAUUACUAUUUUCUGUAAGAGUGCAUAUUGGUUGAAGUCGAAGGAUGGAUAUACUUAUCAGAUAAGGCCACUCAUUUAUGAUUCUAACUUUAAAAUUGACAAAGAAACAUCCAUAGCCAUGGCUUGGAUCUCUUUUCAAAAUCUGUUGCCUAUUUGUUUUGUCAAGGAAUCUCCAUUCACUUUGGCAUCUGCAGUUGGAAAGCCUUUACAGUUGGAUUUGGCUACUGUUAAUAAAACAAGGCCAAAUUGUGCGAGAGUUAAAGUUCAGGUGUAUUUAUUAGCUGAUAUGCCAAAGUUUGUGAUGAUGGAGAUUGAAGAUGAAGUUACAAAAGCAGUAAGAAAAGUAAAAGUGCAGAUCCAAUAUGAUUACAUGCCUAAGUAUUGCACUGAGUGCAUGUUACAAAGGCAUUCAAAUAAUGAAUGCAGAAUUUUGCAUCUAGAAUUGGACAAGGAGCCUGAAUUAGAUUCAACUAUGGAGAGAUCAGUGGAGAAACAAGAAGAACAGAAGCAGCAGGUUGAAUAAACACAUGAAAAGAUGGCACAUGGGAAUAAUAGAAGACAUAGAGGGAGAAUGGUGCAAAAGUUUAUUCCAAGAGUGCUAUCUAGUAGAACUGUGGUCACUUAUCCAGGGGAAACUGUCAAGAAAGAUGCUAAAAAGAAAAAUGGAUUGGACAGAUACAAGGGAAUUUCAAAUGCUGAAAAACAGAUUAAGGUUAAUUCAAUGGAGAUUCUCAUCAAAAAGACAAAUGAAGGUGUUUCUAACCAAAACAAGUUUGAUGUACUAUCAAAUUUGAUUGAGGAAGGAAAGAUUUGUUAGGAUAAUUCUAAGGCUCCUGAAAAUUCUCUACUGACUACAAAGGAAUGGGUGAUGGGCAAUUUUAAUGCAGUUCAUAAGUCUAAUACAGGGCAAGAAUCAAGGGGAAUGGAGAUCAUGUCCAACAAUGAGGAGAAUAUUGGCAAUUUUUUAGAAGAGAAGGAAGUAGAUUUGUUCAAGGAAGAGGAAGAUAAGAUUAGAUCUGAUAAGCUCAACAAUGUGGAAGCUAUUGUGAAUGCAUUACAUGAUUCAGAGGUAGUGUUAAACAAUGUUGGCAAUAUCAACAAUGUGGAUGGGGAAGACAAGUAAUUAGAUGAGAAGGAGAAAGCUUUGAUCAAUACAGAUGAAGGAAAAGAAUGUGAUGCAGUUGUUGAUCUGGUUGUUACAUCAGAAAUCACUAUGGUGGAAGGGAAAACUGCAAAUGAGACUGGUAAUGUUGAACCUUCAACAAGUAGCACUGUGGAAGAAAGGGUGGAGAGGAUAAGCAGUGUGGAUAUUGCAGAUAAGAUUUCUCAAGACAAGGAAGUGGAUCUGAAUGUUGGGGAGGAACAGUGUCAGGCAGCUGAACUUGCUAUUAUUGAUCCUUCAAAGGUCAAUAUAGUGCUUGAUGAAGUUGGCUUAGAUAAUGCUUUACUUUCAGGAUCAGUUGAGGAUUCUGGUAAUUCUGCUGAGAUUACUAAGUCAGAUGCUAAUGUUGAUAAAAAUGAGAUAAGUGAAUCAGGUGGUAAUGAUCAAGGUGUUGAAGAUAAUACAAGGGAGAUUCAAAAGGACAACAAUAAUAUAACCUCUCAGAUAGUUGAUACUGAAGCAAAAGAGAAAAAUGUAGAUGAGCAUAUUAAAGGGGAUAACACAUAUAUCAUUCAUAAGAUUGCCUUUGGGGAAGAUGUGUUUGUUGAUGGAGUAGAUGCCCAAGGCAUAGAGAAUGAAGUAAUUGAUAAUGCAGUGCUUAUUGGAAAUUCAGGAGAAAAUUUGGAGUCUGAAAACUUAUUGCAUGUGGAUACUACAGCAGUAGAGGAUACACAACUUCCAGUUGGUUGUUAUCCACCUUGUAAAAGAGGAGAGAUUCUAGGCAUGGAAGUUGAUGUUUCACAGGAUCUCUUGUUGGUGAAGGAAAUCCUUCAUGUUGGUUUAAUACAAAAGAAACCUUCACCACACAAGGAAUUGCAUUUUCUGGUUUCUCAUGAUCUAAACAGGUUGGACAGUCCCUCUAAUCAAAAUGUUUUGAGCAAAGAAAUUGUCACAGUUUCAGAAGUGAAUAAAAUGGAAGAGGCAGAUAUUGGGCAACAUGUAGUAGAUGUCUCAAAACAGGCUGAUAUAACUCCAAUGGAUAAGAGCAGGAAUACAAGGAAAGGUAGGAAAGCUAAGAAUGGUGGAAAGGCUCAAACUAUCAGAAUCAUGUCAAAAAAAAGUACAACAGCAUAAAAAAACUUGGAGGAAAUCCCACCUUCAAGGAUAUUACCAAAGAGGAAUGUUGCAGCUAAAUCAAAUUGUUGAUGAUGAAGAUGCUUAUUUGGAAUAUCAGAUUUGUUAACACAUAAAAGGCUUUUCAUAGAGUUCAAAUGUUGAACAAACAUCAUAAGUUUGUUCUAAUUGCUCUAAUGGAACCGUUUCAAAAUUCUAGAAAUAUUCAGAGAUAUAGAAGGAGAUUGGGAAUGAAUUUUGGUGGUUACAACUGUAAUGGCAAGAUUUGGUACUUUGUAGAAGAUGAGUAGAUGUGGAAGUUUUGAUGGGCACAGAUCAACAGAUGACCGUUAAGCUUUUAUUUCAAGAUAGUGGCAAAGUUAUUAUCACAACCUUGGUGUAUGCAAAAUGUGAUGCUGCUGAAAGACUUUUUCUUUGGGAUAACAUUUACAGUUUGUCCAGUAAUAUGAACUUUCCAUGGUUGAUUGGUGGAGACUUAUGUCAUUAUGAAUGAGGAGGAGAAAAUUGGAGGUUUGCCAGUAUAUCCAAAUGAAUAUGAAGACUUUGAUUUUUGCAUGAAUUCCUAUGAAUUGAGUGAAAUGGAAUUUAGAGGUAGUCCUUUUACUUGGUGGAAUGGCAGAGCUGGUCAAGAUUGCAUCUUCAAGAGACUAGAUAGAAUUCUAGUCAAUCAACAACUUCAGGAUUGGUUUAGACCUUUGAGCAUGGAGCAUUUGUCUAGAACUGGAUCAGAUCAUGCACCUUUAUUGUUAUCAGCGGGUGAACAGGUUCAACCAUUUCAUAAGCAUUUCAGAUUUUUAAAGUUCUGGUUGGAACAUGACUCAUUUAUACAAGUAGUGGAAGAUUUCUGGAAAAACAGAUCACUUGGGUGAUCCUUUUGUCACUUUUAAGUUUAAAAUGAAGAAACUUAGAUCAGCUUUAUCUAAUUGGAGCAAGGAAACAUUUGGAGAUUUAUCCAAACAGUUAAUAAUAAGGGAAGAUAUUGCUAAGAUAAAGGAGAAACUAUUUGAGGAAUUCCCUUCAGAAGAGAACAGAAUGGUGCUUCAAAAGGCUCAGGCUGAGUUCAAGAAAUAUUUGCAUUUUGAGGAGGAGUUUUGGAGACAAAAAGCUGGCAUUCAGUGGCAAUCAGAAGGUGAUGGAAACACCAGAUACUUUCAUAUUUUGGUGAAGGGGAGAAGAAAAAGAUUGCAUCUGUCAAGAAUUCAAAUUGUAAAAGGAGAAUGGAAAGAAGAUGAUGAUCAAAUUGCAUGAGCAGCUAUUGGCUUUUACCAAAGUCAAUUCACUGAAGAAGAGACUUCUCAAGAUUGUAGAUUGUUAGAUGUGAUUGCUCCUAAAGUAACUCAGGAGCAGAAUUAUUUUCUAAGUGCUAUGCAAACGUUGGAUGAAGUGAAAAAUGUUGUUUUUGCAUUAUCAGGUGACAGUGCUUGUGGACCUGAUGGUUUUUCAGGCAUCUUUUAUCAGAAGUGUUGGAAUAUUAUAGGAGCACAUGUGUAUAAUGUAGUGAAAGUUCCUAAAUCUGUCACUCACACAAACUUGGUUUUACUACCAAAGAAAUCUUUCAUCAACACUUUUUCUGAUUUAAGACCAAUCAGUCUCAGUAAUUUCAUCAACAAGGUGAUUUAUACAGUGAUCCAUGAUAAACUAGAAUCAGUCUUACCUUCCUUAAUCUCUGCUAAUCAAUCUGGAUUCUUAAAAGCGAGAAACAUCAUUGAGAAUGUGUUACUUACUCAAGAGUUGGUGCUGAUAUUAGAAAGAGGGGGGAACCAGCUAAUGUGAUCAUCAAGUUGGACAUGGCAAAGGCAUAUGACAGCGUUUCUUGGAGAUUUCUUAUUCAGGUCAUGCAGAGAAUAGGAUUUGCAGAUAUGUAUGUGGAUAUGAUUUGGAGGUUGAUAGCAAAUAAUUGGUAUUCCAUACUAAUUAAUGGUCAAUCACAUGGAUUUUUUCAUUCUACAAGAGAAGAUAAGCAAGGUGAUCCCCUAUCUCCAGCUUUGUUCAUCUUGACAGCUGAAGUCCUAUCUACUUCUCUGAACUCAUUGUUUGAGAGUAGCAUGUUUAGAGGGUAUGGGAUGCCAAAGUGGAGUGCACAGUUGAAUCACCUGUCUUAUGUUGAUGAUACUAUAAUUUUUGCUUCUGCUGACAAAGAAUCUUUACAAAUGAUCAUGGGGGUUCUGCAUGAUUAUGAGAAGGGUUCAGGACAGAAAAUUAAUAUUGACAAGAGUGCUUAUUAUAUGCAUGAAAAAGUGGCCAAUGAGUUAAGUCAGGAUGUACAUCAGAUAUCUGGUUUUACUAGGGGUGAAUUUCCUUUUACCUAUUUGGGAUGUCCUAUCUUUCAUACAAGGAGACAAAAACUGUUUUAUAAAGAUAUGUUGAAGAAAGUUAGGGAUAAAUUAAAAGCUUUGGAAAGGAAAAUUACUAUCAUUUGGUGGAAAAUCAGUUUUGAUCACUAGUGUAUUACAAAGUAUUCCUAUAUACUUGUUAUCAGCAAUGGUCCCACUAAAAUGUGUCAUCAAAGAAUUGCACAAGUUGUUUAACAGAUUUUUUUGGCAAACAAAGAAGGAUGGCAGAAGUAAACACAGGUCAGAAUGGGAGAUGAUGUGCUUUCCAAAGCAAGAAGGUGGAGUUGGCUUCGAAUCUUUGUUUGACAUCUCCAAAGCUUUAUUUGCUAAACUCUGGUGGAGGUUUAGAACAAGUAACACUUUAUGGGCAAGUUUUAUGUGGAAUAAGUAUUGUAAGAGGUUUAGACCUACUGUAGUUCAGUGGAAAGGUGGAGGAUCACAAACUUGGAAAUUGACGUUACAAGCAAGGGACGAAAUGGAGCAUAAAAUAUGGUGGUAACCACUGAAUGGCUCUUCUUCUGUCUGAUUUGAUAAUUGGACUAAGCUAGGGGCUUUGAGUGAUUAUUACCAUCUUAAUAUCAAUUAGAUGAAUAUGUUGAUGAAGUUAAAGAAUUGAUGACUAAAGGACAAUGGAAUUAUAAUAAGCUACAAGAGUUAUUUCCAAAUGACAUUGUGGCGCACAUUAGACAGGAGUUAGGUCAUAUUGUUAGAUUAGAUGGUAAAGACAAAUCCUGGUGGAUGGAAACAAGUUCUGGGAAAUUUACUGUUAAAAGUGCAUGGGAGCUUCUCAGACAAAAAGCAAUAGUUUCCUCUCAUUAUGAGAAACUCUGGAUAAAAGGAGUGCCUUACAAGGUGUCAUUUUUCUUAUGAAGAAUCUGGUUUCAAAAAUUGCCAAUAGAUGAUGUGUUGAAGAGAACGAGAAUAUCAAUAGUGUCAAGAUGUUGCUAUUGUCAGGUUCAGGAAGAAACAAUGGAUCAUUUAUUCAUAUCAGGCCUAUUGGCUAGCAAGAUAUGGAAAUACUUUGCAGCUGCAGUAGGUAUUAUAACUCCAUUGGUACAGACAAAGCAGACUAUUAUGGUUUGGUGGAAUGCUAAUUGUUUGACAAGAUUGAAACCAUUAUACCAAGCAGCUCCAGCAUUGAUCAUGUGGCAAAUAUGGAAGAGCAAAAAUACAUUGAGGCAUGGUGGAUCUAUCUCACAUAGUGAGGUGAUUCAUGAAACAACAAGAAGUUUAUAUUCCUUAGCUUAGAUGAGAUAUCCAAGGAUACAAAACCUUCCAAAAAUCUAGCUAGGUAUGAUUCAGUUCAUGGAAAGUCAUAAGGUGCCAUUGGUGUGUAAGCAAGUCAGUUGGAAGAAGCCAAGCAUAUGGUACAAAUGCAAUACAAAUGGAGCAUCAAGGGGGAAUCCAGGACCUAGUUCAAUAACAUUUUGUAUUAGAAAUCAUGAAGGAGAUCUGAUAGAUGCUAAGCUAAGAUAUUAACAAACACUACAAAUCAGGUGGCAGAGGCAGUUGCCAUAGAGGAAGGUUUACAAUAUUGUAUUGAUCAGAAGCUCUUACCAGUAAUAUUGGAAACUGAUUCAUUAACCAUGACGAAAGUCUUGGAUGGGAUAUGAGAGGUUCCUUGGAAUAUAUCUUUGGUGGUUCAGAGGAUACAACACUUAAAGAAAGACCAAGCAGUUCAAGUAGAGCAUGUUUUGAGAGAAAGGAACUGCUUGGAUGAUUAUUUUGCUAACUUAGUUUUUGAUUUUGCAAGUACAGAAGUGAUUCAAUUCAGGCAUUUUCAGGAAGUUCCAAAUCAAGGUAGAAGAAUCAUUAAUCUGGACAAAGCACAAGUUCCAAACCUCAAAAUAAGAUCAGCUAUGAAAUAAUACAGUUUUCAGGGAAGGGAACAAACUGAUCAUAGAAUCAUCUUUAGUGUGUGGUAUUAAUCUCUUGAUUUAUUCUAUUAAAGAUGUUUUUAUGAUUUGUUUGGGGAUGCAAAGCAGGUUAUCUUGGUUUGGAUAUAUUAAUGCAUGCAGUAGCUACUGCAAACAAGUUUCCAGCUAAAUCUGAUGAAAGUAAAAAACUAGAUGCUUCUGAUAUUGACAUUCUCAGCAGAUUGAAUCAAUUACAUCCAUAUUUGUCGGAAGAGUUCUUCAAGAGAUUUGAUCCAUUCCACCUGUGAGACUUGUUGGUGUGAAAGAUGGAUAUAAAUCAAGACAUAUGGAGCUUUAUUAGUUGAUAGAUUUCUGUCUAUUUUUUGUCAAGUAUUGGUAGUUGUCUAGUUUACACCUCUUGUAUAGCUCCUUUAUUUUCUUUCUUUUUGUGCUGCAGUUCUUUUUGCAGAUUCUGUACAAAACUUAUUUGAUUAUGAAUAAAUCUCCACCUUUAUGGUGGCUUUUACACAAAAAAGAAAAAAAAGAAAAGAGAAUGUGUUUGUGACUGUUACGAGAGUGAGAUUCUAGUAACCAAGCAACUGUUAGAAGUUAUGUCCAAUAUCGGAUUGAGGCUGAGAGGCUUUGUACUUGUUGUGUGACUUCGGUGAGUUUUGUUAUUUAUCGGUGUUGUUAUCCGGUUGAGUUGAUGGUAUAGUUGCUUGAAUGGUUAGGUGUGUUUAGGUUCAACAAUGGAGACGUUCUAAUUUAGUUAAUCAGAGAUGACGCUUAAACCUAUUCGAGUUAUAUGGAUCAUUUUGGAAUUCAAAAUAAGGAGUGGAAUAAGGGAACCUUGGUAGAGGAAAGUGGGUCUUUGUAGACCAAGUAUGUGCUUUAUUGGAUUUAGAGUUUAGUCGGUUUAGACUCCGAUGCGUUGGAAGGUAACUCUAAUGUGUAAAGUUUGUGGUGUGAUUCUAUGUCCAAGGUUGGUUCGAUAGUGUGCAAGACUUAUAAUUUGCGGUAAUUGAUUUAGCGGCUCCGAGAAAUGGCUAGUGUUAGUCGAGGGUGGCAAGAAUUAGCUACACCCUUGGGAGUACAUGAAUCCGUUUGAACGGUGGUAUUAUCUAGUAUGGAAUAGACGAGCUUGUGAUUGCUGUGUAAUUUUGAGAAAGUAAGUUUACGGAAUGGGUAAAUGAUGAGAAGUUGUGACCAGUCGUUGAGUGAGAAGUGAGAUUUCAGAUAACCGACAUGUUGGGUUUAUCGGAAGUGGCUUGUGUGGUACCCCUUUGGAUAGUUUCGGAGUACUUUGCAGUGGAUGAGUUAGUGUGUGUUUAAGAGAAAGGAUUUGUAGAAAUUCUUAGUAUGUUAUGGCUAUCAGUGUUUCCGAGAUGGGAUCGUGCUGUGCUAAGUGUUCCAUGUUAUAAACAACAUUGACGGAAUGACUUCGGAUAUUAUGGGUCUGAACUGAUUAUGCUUGUUAGUGCAGGGGAUUAUGAGAUUUUGAUGCUUUCGGAAGUAUUAUGGGUUAUUGAGGUAUUACAAUGGAAAGUUUGAUAGUUAAAGGGUUGAUUUAUGAGUACAUGUCCUUAGUGUCGGAAAAUUCGGGUUGUACCAGGUAUGCAUAUUGGGUAAUGUUAAGGAAUUUAAGGUUGCAUCUGCAAUAUUUAGUUAUCCGGUACCUUGAGAACAAUUUGGAUAAGUUUCAGCUAUUAGAGCCGAGAGCGGUAACUUAUGGUUUGUUAUGCGCGAUAAGAAUGUGAUGGGUUUCGGAUCUUGGAAUCAGUUUUUGUGAUUACUGAUAUAUUCUGGAAUGGUGCAUUCAAUGUGGGACAUUACGGUUUGAAUGGAAAUGGUUAGAUCGAGUUUGUAACUCCAAGGGAACUUAUAGGUUCCAAGUAAAUCAGUUUAAUGGAUGCGAUAAGGAACGCCUGACUUUUGAGGUUUGUUGUUAGUAGUCCUUGUGGUAUCUCACCAGAGUCAGUCUUUCGGUUAGUACAAUGGGUUGUAAUGAUAAUGGUUGUACUUCGAAGAUAUUCUAGUAUUGUGAUAAGGCUCCAUUCUGAUCAUUGGAUGUUGGAAAAUCUUGCUCUACGCGGUACUCGAUGGUAUGUUCCUAGGCAAGUGAGUUGAAGAGUUAAGAAGACUUAAGAAUGACCAAGUUGGCUACGAGAAAGAUAAGUUUUGAUGAAAUAGCUUAGAGUUUUCUGGAGGAUUGAGGAUUCUGUUUUGGGAAGAGUAAGUCCUGGUUUCGGUUUGUAUUGUGUACUUCUAAGAAAUUAUGAUUCAAGGAACGACUUGAAAAAAAAAGGUGAAACGAAAGGAUUAGCUAGCUCGGAAUAUCUUACCAGUUUGGAAUGUUUUGUGUUUAGUUAUGUCUAAAUGGUCAUGCUAUUUGAUUUAUCUAUGCGAGAUCCGUUGUGUGUUUUAGAGGCAUGUAAUUGGGUCUUUUGACCGAGUGCGAACGAAUUGCGGUUUGGGUAUGCGUCUUGUUGAAAGAGCUUCGUGUUAGUUGUGAUAUGAUUUCCUUCGUUACCAUAAGCUUGUCUUGCUCUCGUUCUUCGCUCAAGGACUAGCGAUUGUUUAAUUGGUAUUUGAUAUAAUGACCCGUUUUAUUGUUACCGUAAUUAUUCCGUUUUUGCCCUCGUUGACCUAUUCGUGAGUCUCAUUAGAACAAUUUUGACCCGAGGAGAUAGUUGGCAUGACUUCCUAGGCAUCGUUGUGGGCUUUAGAAUGUUUUCUAGAAAAAUUGGGCUUUAAGAGAAAAUGAGUUGACUCAAAGUUGACUUUUGAGUAAACGGACCUUUUUCGAAAAUCCAUCGAUUCCGAGAGGUUCGGAUUGUCGUUUAGAACUUGUGUGCAUAUUCGUUUUGGUUCCUAAUGCACUCGGGUGCAUUUUGGGACCUGAGUUGGAAAGUUAGUUUUGAGGUAUCGGAGGUUGACUCAGUCAACGAGACUUCUGAUGGGAAUUUCGAGGCUACGAGGGCAUUCGUAGCGCGUUUUUAUGUAUAUAUGCAUAUUUGGUUUGUGUUCGGGAGGUUCCGAAAUGGUUCUGAAGGUCAAUUUCAAGUUUGGAAGACACUAGAAAAAUCUGGUGUCUGGUGCGCGCACGACGCGUGUGCAAAAGCGCGGCCGAACCACUGGAGCGCUGGCCGAGUCGCUGGAGCGGUCGCGCUGCAGCACUGGCCGAGCCGCUGGAGUGGUCGCGCUGCAGCGUUAGCCGAACCGCUGGAGCGGCUGACGGGCCAGAUUUUCUACUUAAAAACCUUCUAAAACCCUUAGACAUUUCCCAUAACUUCUAAAGUCGUGUAAGCACUCUUGGAGGCGACUUGAAGUUCUAGAGAGCCAUUUUUUUCCUAGGGUAAGUGUCCUACCGUUAUAUCUUUCCAUUAUGAUCUUCUAAACAUGAUUUCAACCUUGUAAUGACUAGAAUCAAAGAGGGUUUUUAUGGGUUUUCUUCCUAAUGGGUUCUUGGAUAUGAAAUCUUGUAUUAUUGGUUGGGUUAGCUUCAUUAAGCAUGAAUUUGAUGAUUAUAAACUAUAUAAACAUGUUUCUUCCAUUAUUAGAGGUAAAAUUGUGGGAUUAAAGUUCGGGUUCUUAGACCCCACAUUUGGGGGUUUUAAUAAUAAUGAUGAUUUUGAGAAUUAAUUGAGUAUUCCUAUGAUUAAAGUAAUGGGUUUUGACCUUUUGGUAUUGAAUUUGGUUUUUUGGUCAUAAAAUUCCCGUUUUACCCUUGAGACUGUUUUUCCUAAAUUAAGGGUUGGAAUAUGACCCGAAUAGAAAGUAGCCAAUAAGGGUAUCAUUAUUCAUGGUUUCUCACAUAGAAUUCAUAUG
This is a messenger RNA of Lycium barbarum (goji berry), 11224 nucleotides long. RefSeq lists its product as uncharacterized. The transcript has 2 exons. Lineage: Eukaryota; Viridiplantae; Streptophyta; Magnoliopsida; Solanales; Solanaceae. The record is from RefSeq and is a predicted model, not a curated record. Bases 2185 to 3207 code for a protein of 340 amino acids.